AUGGUGUUUCAAGAAUUUGGAGAUCUAAACCCGCAGUAUGAUACAUCAAGCUCAAUAAAGAAAUUAGCCCUCGUAGCAUCAAUAGCUGCAGCUGUUCAUUAUGGAUGGGCAUUGCAACUUUCACUCUUGACACCCUAUAUUCAACUUCUUGGUGUUCCCCAUAAAUGGGCAGCAUUUGUUUGGCUUUGUGGCCCUAUUUCAGGUUUGCUCAUUCAACCAACAAUCGGUCAUUAUAGUGAUUGUUGCACGUCCAGGUUUGGCCGUAGACGCCCAUUUAUUGUUGUGGGUGCUAUUCUCCUAUGCAUUGCAGUAUUCCUUAUAGGCUUUGCUGCAGAUAUUGGCCACAUGUUUGGUGAUUCCCUAGGAACAAGGACCAAACCAAGAGCGGUUGCUUUGUUCGUGCUUGGAUUUUGGAUACUAGACAUUUCAAACAAUUUGAUUCAAGGACCUUGUAGAGCUCUUUUGGCUGACCUUUGCAGACAGAACGAAGCUAAAUUGACGAUUGGAAAUUCCCUCUUUGCAUUUUUUAUGGCCGUUGGAAAUAUGAUUGGUUAUGCUUUGGGAUCUUAUGUGAGCUUUUAUCAUCUUUUUCCGUUCACAAAGACUCAGGCUUGUGAUAUUUAUUGUGCAAACCUGAAAACUUGUUUUAUAUGUGGCGUUUUCUUUGUCAUAAUUACUACAACAUUAGUUGUUACCUUUGUCAGGGAGGAAGCAUUGGAUCCAUCCAUUUUCCCGAAAAAGGGUGUUUUUCAUGAUGAAGAGGCACAACUGUCAUUUUUUGGGCAGUUACUAUUAGUACUUGGAAACUUGCCUAAGCCAAUGAAAAAUUUACUCAUUGUAACUGCCUUAAAUUGGAUUGGAUGGUUCCCCUUUACUAUGUUUAGUACAGAUUGGAUGGGCAAAGAGGUCUACGGUGGUCAAGCUAAUGGAAACGCCCAAGAUAUUCAACUAUAUCAACUAGGGGUCUGGACUGGAACAAUGGGACUAAUGUUAUAUGUUGUGGUUCUUGGCACUGUGUCACUUUUCAUGGAGCCACUUGUACGUAUGAUUGGCAAUGUAGCAAAGGUUUGGGGCAUCAGCAAUUUUGUUUUGGCAAUUUGCAUGGUGAUGACAACUUAUAUCACAAAGAUGGCAAUCGAUGCUAGACAAUUAGUGGACAGCACUGCUAGUAAAGGACUCAUAACGCCUCCUCCUUCUGUGAAGAUAUCUUCUCUGUCUUUGUUUGCCAUCCUGGGUAUCCCACAAGCGGUGACUUACAGCAUUCCAUUUGCUCUUGCGUCUAUAUAUUCCAAUGAAAGUGGAACAGGACAAGGGCUCGGACUUGGGGUUCUAAAUCUUGCCAUUGUUAUCCCACAGAUGUUUGUGGCAGUUUCAAGUGGACAAUUGGACGAUAUGUAUUACGAUAGCAACUUGCCGGCCUUUUUAAUGGGAGCCGUUGCAGCCGGAUUAAGUGGCACUUUGGCUUUUACGUUGCUAAGUGUUAAUCAGCAAUCAACAAAUUGA
This is a messenger RNA of Coffea eugenioides, 1503 nucleotides long. RefSeq names its product sucrose transport protein-like. Gene Ontology annotation, cellular component: plasma membrane; vacuole. Gene Ontology annotation, molecular function: sucrose:proton symporter activity. NCBI's taxonomy places the organism in Eukaryota, Viridiplantae, Streptophyta, Magnoliopsida, Gentianales, Rubiaceae. Gene Ontology annotation, biological process: sucrose transport. The record is from RefSeq and is a predicted model, not a curated record. The coding region runs from base 1 to 1503 and encodes 500 amino acids. The transcript has 4 exons.